Postia placenta MAD-698-R-SB12 is the source of this 1107-nucleotide messenger RNA. RefSeq lists its product as hypothetical. The transcript is spliced from 2 exons. The coding region runs from base 1 to 1107 and encodes 368 amino acids. NCBI's taxonomy places the organism in Eukaryota, Fungi, Basidiomycota, Agaricomycetes, Polyporales, Adustoporiaceae. The record is from RefSeq and is a predicted model, not a curated record.
AUGCACCAUUGUAUAGGAAAGAAGUGCUGCUUCACAACAAACAAGACUUCACUUCUCGAACGUCACUGUAAUCAAUGUGCUGAGUAUCAGCAAACAAUCCUCCAAGAUGCUGCAAAGUAUCGAGAGUUGCGGACUCGCCGGAAAGCCAAAAGGGAAGAGAAGAUAAGAAAGACAGCCACGGGGCAGGCCAUACAAUCCCAUAGUCAGGAUGUGCCUAUGGUGGUCGACGAGACAAGCUCAGAUGUGUACGUGGGCAAUAAUGACUAUACAGACUUGCCCAGCCCUUCGACUGGGUCAGUAUCGGAUGCACCAAGUAGGGAUGUCGCUGCGGAAAUUGGUCGACCAACACGUGAACGGAGGCUGCCGAGACGCUAUCGGUCUAUGCAAGACAUAACGCGCGUUCGGCAUGUCAGCCGACAUCUUGAUGUCAUACCGGAGGGCCCGUCCCCUGCCAUUAAUCCUGAGCCUAUCAUGGACGCACCUCCUAAUCCCAGUGCUGUGCGGCGUGUAAUCCUACAUGUCUGGGACUCCAUGCGAACUGCGGUUAAUGCAUUUGGUGUCCUCCGUGAGUAUCCGCAUCGCCCCUCGUUUGAUCCAGAUGCAGCAGUGCGUCCGGAGGACCUCGCAGACUAUCACAACAAGGGGCCCUGCGAAGAUAUACAGGGGGGAUUGUUAAACAGCGAUUCUUUCACUUCAACAUCCGCACCACCAGCCGACAGAGCACCACCGUGGCCCUUUGCGAAUAUGUCUAUCUGGCGGCUGAUGAACUGGUUUAGCUCUGGAAGUGGUCAGAAAUCAGUGGGAGAAACAAAUCGUCUUGUGCACGAUGUUCUCCUCGCAGAUGACUUCACAGCAUCCGACCUACAUCAUUUCAGGGUUGCGCGUGAAGCAAAGCGCAUAGAUGGCUCUGAGGAAGACACACCAGACGUCGCAUCAGAUGCCCAGUCAGCCCCAUUUGCUGGUGAUGGAUGGAGAAAGACAUCCGUUGACAUAGACAUUCCGACAGGCGAACGAGACAGCCCCAAAUCUCCUGGUUAUAAAACCUUCUCCAUUAGUGGUCUUCACUAUCGGUGUCACGACUUGGUACGGCGCCUAGCCAUUUUUUAA